AUGUUUUUCCUGUUCGCUCUCUUUGCUGCAUCAGCUAUGAAGCCACGUAAAUCCGCUCCUGUCAACGAUUGGAGCCCAAUGUGCCUUUCUUGCAAGCUUGUUGUUUCAAUUAUCGAGAAAGAAUUAAAGAGUGGAAAGAAGAUCGAAGAAAUCACAGAAAAGGUUGAAGCUUACUGCGCAUACCUUCAGGGUGAUGCUCAACAAAUCUGCAUAGAGAUUGUUAAAGAAAAAGUUCCAGAAAUCAUCAAGUACAUAGAAAAGGAAAUGGAAUCUCAUGAUGUUUGCAAGAUCCUCGACUACUGCAAGUAA
This is a messenger RNA of Trichomonas vaginalis G3, 309 nucleotides long. RefSeq names its product saposin family. NCBI's taxonomy places the organism in Eukaryota, Parabasalia, Trichomonadida, Trichomonadidae. The coding region runs from base 1 to 309 and encodes 102 amino acids. The transcript has a single exon. The record is from RefSeq and is a predicted model, not a curated record.